UUAAUCAUCUUUAAAUUAAGAAAAUUGAAUGAAAAAGAUUAGUGCGCAUUGUUACCAACUUAAGUUGAGUGCGCAUGACAUAUAAAGCUUUGAGGUUGAAGUUACAAGUUUUGAAAAUGUAAGCACAAACCGCACAAACAGUAAGUGAACGGCGAAGAGCUUAGAUGGUUAAUUUCACGCUUGAUAAAUGCGUUUUAAUUUAGAAACGUUCUAUUUAAAUUGUUAGAUGGAGGCAAUUUUAAAAAUAAAUUAUGUCGAUCGUAACAACAUUUUUGGUGUCGUUGUUGUUUCAACUGGGGAAAUCGUGCGGAUCCGAAGAUGAUAGUGCAAUAAAACAAAAGGCUUUUUAUCGUGGUCAAUGCAAAUGUAGGGAAUACAUUGAUGCCUAUGCAAUUUGUUAUUAUUUUAGGUGCGAAACCUUCCCUAAAUACUUCCGGACAUCAUUAAAAUGCUUCAAAAUAAACGAAUCAGGAAUUAAUGAGAUUUUACCCGGCGAUUUCGACAAUUUAUUGCACAUAACCGGGUUAUACAUUGAAGAUAACAUGAAGUUAACAUGGAUUCAAAUUGGAGCUUUAAAGGAUUUAAAUAGAUUGGAGGUUUUAUCGAUUUCUUUCAACCCCUUAUUGAUGAGUUUGGGCGAAGACGUUUUUGAAGGAUUAAACAGUUUGGUGACGUUGCGAUUAAUUCAUAAUGGGUUUAAUGAAAUCAAAGAUGCUUCAGUGGCGUUUAAAGCACCGUUUAUGCCGAAUUUAGCAACGAUUAUUUUAUCGGAAUUGGAUUGUCGAAGGGUCGAAAAGGAAGAUUUUGCGAAUUUAAAUGGAAGCGGAGUGGGAAAUAUAUUUUUCGAUGACUCCCAAAUCGAUUAUAUUCACCCCGAGGCGUUUAUUUAUUUAAAAAACUUAAAAAAUUUGAGUGUUAGUGAAACCUUGGUGGAGGAAACAAACAUGAUUGAUGUUUUAAAAAAAAUAGGUGAACACAAAAUCCCUUUGAUGUCCCUAAAUUUAAAGGGAUGGGGAUUUAAAACGCGAGUCCCCAACAAACUCUUUAAUAUAAUCGCAAACACAACGAUAACUGAGCUAAUUUUAAACAGGAAUCAAUUCCACACGAUCGAUGAAAACACCUUUCCUGAGAUGCCUAAUAUUGAAAGUUUAAUUUUAGAGGAUUGUAUGAUUACUGAUAUUAAAGAAAAUGCUUUUAUUAAUUUCAAGAAUUUAAAGCAAUUGCAUUUAAAAGACAAUAAAAUGGUUACGGCUCCUAAAGGUGUUUUGAUACCUACUUUGGAGGUGCUCGAUAUCUCUGGAAACACAAAACCUGGAAAAUCUUAUUUCACAUUGGAAGAAAAUCGGAGUAAAUUUGAUAACAUGACUUUAUUAAAAAUGCUCGAUUUAAGCUAUAAUAACGUUAGACGGAUUUAUAAUAGAAGUUUAUUCGGGCCAAUAAAUCUAAAAAAAUUAAAUCUUUUCCAUUCAAACAUCAUGUUGAUAUCCGACAACGCUUUUUACGAACUCUCAAAUUUGGAAUAUUUAAACUUAGGGGAUAAUCAUUUCCCACAAAGAUCUUGGGUUAAAGAAAUUUUCACCGGGUUAAUUAACCUAAAAUAUUUAUCCUUGGAAAGUUGCAAGAUUGAAUAUUUCCCUAGUAACGACAUCUUUGGAGAAUUGACGUCACUAGAAACAUUAAAUCUCCGAAAAAAUUUUCUUUCCGAGAUAACCCCCGAUUUUAUAUUUUCUUUGAGAACAUUAAAAGUUUUAAAUCUAAGUGAUAACCGAUUAAAAACCUGGCAUAAUCGAUUAUUUAUUAAAACCGCAUUAGAAAAUUUAACAAUCUCAAGAAACCCAUUUACAUAUUUAACCGAGGCUAUGCUAAAAGAUAUUUCUCAUUUCAAACUCGUUGAUUUCUCAAAUAACCCUUUUCAUUGCGAUUGCGACCAAUUAAUCGAACCUUUCGAUUCUUUACCUCGCGGGGAAAUCAAUCACAUUUUAAAUCUUUUAAACCAAACGAGCACUUUUUGUUUAUUACCGGAGUCGGCUGAAAACACAACGAUCGUUGAAUAUUACCAAAAUAAUCAUAAAACGUGUCAAAAAGAAAAAGAAAUAAAAAUUACAAGAUAUUUAGUACCUUCAUUAAUUUGCGGAAUCCUCUUUUUAAUAACUCUAAUUCUUUGUUAUAUUUAUCGAUGGCACAUUCGAUAUUGGAUCUUCUUAACGAAAUUAUCCAUCGCACAAAGAACCCAAUUUAAUAAAAAACGAGAUAGCAUCAAAGGGCACACAAAUUAUUUAUACGACGGUUUUGUUUCUUACAGCACCGAAGACAGAAAUUUCGUUAUAAGAUUAGUUAGCAUGUUGGAGAAUUACGAGCCGUUUCUUAAAUUAUGCGUCUACGAGAGAGAUUUCGAACUCGGGACCAUCAUAUCCGAAUCGGUUUUGGAGUGCCUUUCGAGAAGCAGAAAAACCUUGUUGAUCAUCAGCAAUUCUUACAUUAAAUCGCAGUGGUGCACUUGGGAAGCUCAGGUUGCUGAAAAUCAUCGGUUAUUUUUUGAGAACGAGCGAGGGGAAUGUGUUAAUGAUUCCUUGAUUAUGAUUAAAUUGGGGAAUAUUUCGAGUGGUAAUAUAAGCCCGAUGUUGAAGUAUCUUAUGAAAACCAGGAUUUAUUUACAAUGGGAUCCUACGGAAAAUAAACAAAAACAAUUUUGGGAGAAAUUGAGGAAUGCUUUAGGACCGGGAUUAAGCGGCGAAGAAGACAGUUUAAAUGUUAAAAUGUAAGAUUAAAUAAUAAUAAAGUGUAAAUGUA
This is a messenger RNA of Onthophagus taurus, 2790 nucleotides long. Its product is annotated as toll-like receptor 2 type-2. Lineage: Eukaryota; Metazoa; Arthropoda; Insecta; Coleoptera; Scarabaeidae. Gene Ontology annotation, biological process: immune response; inflammatory response; toll-like receptor signaling pathway. Gene Ontology annotation, molecular function: transmembrane signaling receptor activity; protein binding. Gene Ontology annotation, cellular component: plasma membrane. The record is from RefSeq and is a predicted model, not a curated record.